Molecule: messenger RNA, 4543 nt
Organism: Arvicola amphibius (Eurasian water vole)
Lineage: Eukaryota; Metazoa; Chordata; Mammalia; Rodentia; Cricetidae
Gene: Cdca4
Product: cell division cycle associated 4
Exons: 3
Coding region: 2554-3270 (238 amino acids)
Cellular component (GO): nucleus
Molecular function (GO): transcription regulator activity
Source: RefSeq, a predicted model, not a curated record
CCCUACUACAGUAGAUCUCACUUCCUUCUAAAUGAUUAUUUAUGGCUCAGUAGAGACUGCCUGCAACGGCAUCAGUGAAACUCGACUGGAAGGAAGCCAGAGAUCUUUUCUGUGGUUUCUCUCACCCAAAUAGGAUCACCAGGGGAGGGGAUCCUUCCAGAACUUGGGACAGAUGUACUUACUGGUCUAGACAACACCCAUAUACUUUCCCUUGUCGGCCUUUGUAUCUAACUACCAGAUGGCAGGACUAAGCUAGCCACUGAUUGAAUUGAUCCACAGAAAACAUUGUCUACACACAAAGUUAAGAUUGAUGCCUUAUCAACCCCCUGCAUGCAGCUUCGUCAAGGUUUUAUAGGUGAAAUUUAAAAUGCAGUCAGGAAUCCCCUUCUGUUUUAGAGACACCAGUAUAAGGAGGAAGCCAGGAAGUUUCCUUGGGUUGUCACUGAAACCUAGGUCCAGGCAUAAGAAAACCCCCACAGCCUUCCAAGGAUAAUGCUCAGAAGGACUUUUUAGCUAACUGUUUAUACAAAAUCUCAAGCAGAAAUUGUGGGACAAUAAACUCCACCACGUAGCCACCAAAUUCACUGGCUGCAGCAAUUCCCAACUUGUUCCCUCCUCCCAGUUGCUUUUUGAGGAAGUAGUUUAAAGCAGUUGUGAUUUUUGUUGUUGUUUUGUGUUUUUGAGACAAGAUUUCCUUUAGCCCAGGCUGGCCUCAGACUGACAGUGUCACCAGAAAUAAGCUUGAACUCUUGUUCUUCUUGUCUCUGCUUCUCAAGUGUUGGGAUUACCUGUAUGCCACCACGCCCAGCUCUGAAAUCACUAAAUCCUGGUUCACCUUAAAAAUCCAACAUCGAGAUGAGUGCUUGAUUGUUGGCUAUAGUUCAAGCCCUGGUUGUUCUAGGUCUAUUCAGGUAAAGUCAAAACUCUGAUGACUGCCUAAACACAUGAUGAGAGCCCAGGAAGCUGCAUGUCAUCCUUCAUUAGGAUUAAGCAACCUCAGGUCCAACACACAGGUGGCCAAAGGGAGCUGUACCCAGACCAUUCUAGGAGAGUCCCUAGGGCUCAGCCAUUUAGGGCUGGUCAGAACAUUUGCUGGUGAUAGAGGCCUUCAUCUCAAGUUCCCUCUUUCCUCUUAGUAGUAGUUACACUGUCACCAUCUUGCUUAUAGCUUUGGUUCUAGAGGGACAGGUAAGCAAACACAUCUGUUUUUUAUUCCAGGGCUUUGGUUCUGUGAAUACCCCACAGUUUAUCUUGUGACUCACCCCCCCCCCCCUUCAAUGUGUGUGUGCUUGUGUGUUCAUGAGUUCAAACUUGCAUGAAUUCCUGUGCACCAUCUGUGAAGGUACCCUGAAACUGGAGUUCUAGGCAGUUGUAAGCCACCAUGUGAGUUCUGGGUACCCAGCCUUCAUCAUCUGUAAAUCAUCUCUCCAGCCCUGCCUUGUUUGAAAUCUUUAAUCUGAGGAUGGUGAACAAGACUGAAGGAAAGACAGUGACACCCUAGCAAGAGACUGAGUAUUGGUUAAAGCUCUGUUGUGCAAGAGUUGUAUGUACCCUAAGGAAAAGGGACAGAGGAGAGGGAAAGGUAGUUUGAUAGCAAAUAUGCAAAAAUGAAUGCAGAAGAAAAUUGAUGAGUCCUAGUACUAAGUCAGGAUUUAAUGGUACAGAAACCAAGUGCCAGGACAAGGAAACAUCUGUGGCUGGAAACUACUUUGUGCUGGCUGGAGACUGCCUGGUGUGCUUGUGCAUACAAGUAGGCACUCACCAGAAAUGAUGAUCCACUUGUUAAAUAACAUAAACACAGCUUGCUGUGGACACAACACAGUGCAAGCUAGUACUUAGGAAGAAAGGGGCUGGGAAAAGGGAAUCUAGAGGGUGGCAGGUUUUCUCUGAGUGGUUAGAAUUAUGGAGCAUCUUUGUUUUGUGAUUUUUGAUUCUCUUCUAGAUUGUCUAGUAAGGCUAUGGAAAUAACAUAAGCAAUCCAGUGAGAACAGGUGGAGGCCGGGUGUACAGCAGAGCUUCUGAAGCUGGGAGUUGCUCCUAUCACUGUUUGCAGUCUUGAGGAAAGCUUUGCAGUGGGGUGACUAGGUGUGAGCAUCUCCUGAGUGGGAAACAACACCUUCAUUCUGUAAUCACAAAUUUAAGAAGCAAACAGAUUUUUAUGAUUCUGCAGAAAUGGAAAUCAGCCUAGCAAAACUAGCUUCCCAGUUUGGUACAAAAAGUGUUUUUUAAAGUCUGAUGAAAAAUUCUGCAUUUUUGGUUUUCUGAGACAUGAUCUCACUCACUAUGUAUCCUUGGCAGGCCUAGAGCUUCCACGUAGACCAGACUUGGAUUUGAACUUGGAUUUCCGAUAGGCUGGCUCUCCAGAGAGAUAAAAUCUUUACAUUUGUCUAUCAUUACCUGCUUGAUGGAUUCCCCAUCCUAUUGGCUCCAGUUUGCAGGGUUCAUGGCUGAGAAGACCACUGAUGACUUCUCUCUUCAGCCUGUUCUCCACCUCUUGGUACUAAGAAAACUAUCAGGAACCCAUUUAUUCUUCUUCUCUGUUCUUUUGACACAAUGUUUGCUAGAGGGCUGAAGAGGAAAUACGGUGACCAGGAGGAAAGAGUAGAGGGUUUUGGCACUGUCCCUUCCUAUUGCCUGCAGCGGCAGUCACUCCUGGACAUGUCCCUGGUCAAGCUCCAGCUCUGCCACAUGUUAGUGGAGCCCAACCUCUGCCGCUCGGUCCUCAUCGCCAACACGGUCCGGCAGAUCCAAGAGGAAAUGAGUCGGGAUGGUGUGUGGCAUGGGAUGGCACCCCAGAAUGUCGAACAGCGGGCACCAAUUGACCGCCUAGUCUCCACAGAGAUCUUGUGUCGUACAGCCAGGGGAACUGACGGGGAGCACCCCACUCCUGAACUGGAAGAUGAUCCCCUGCAAAGCUCAGCUUCUGAGCUUCCCAUAGUCAGCUCAGCACAGGGACAGAGGAACCCUCAGAGCAGCCUCUGGGAGAUGGACAACCCACAAGAGAACCGGGGAAGCUUUCAGAAGUCACUGGACCAGAUAUUUGAGACCCUGGAGAACAAAAGCCCCAGCUCAGUGGAGGAACUCUUCUCAGACGUGGACAGCUCCUAUUAUGACCUAGACACGGUGCUAACAGGAAUGAUGAGUGGGACCAAACCCAGUCUCUGCAAUGGCCUCGAGAGCUUUGCUGCAGCUCCCCCACCUCCCAGCUCCACUUGCAAGUCAGAUCUGGCUGAGCUGGACCAUGUAGUAGAGAUUCUGGUGGAGACCUGAGAGAAGGCCCCUGGUGGGCCAAGUACAAGGCCACACACCCACCCCAUGGAGCUCUUCUGUUCUGUGAUCCAGAGACAGACAAGCACUUGUCCCAAAGGGGGCCCUGCUUCUCUGACUAUGAAAAUACCCUGGGACAGAUUUUCUCUGCGAGGCUGCAUGCGGCCCUGAAGACAGAGCAAGCCAUUGCCAGGAACUGAGCUCUUUGAAGACUUUUGGGCCCUGGGUUCAUUUUCCUGUUUAGGAUCACUGUGGAGGAUGGUGUGCCACAGUUGUGUCUAAUGUAUUUUAAAUUAGGUAGACGAACUUUCUAAAAUUUAAGUUUUAUAUGUUUUGGGCAAUAUUUUGUCUUAAGAUAUAUUUUAAAACUUUUUAUACUUUAGAUUUUUUUCAGCUAUUUUCUUAAAAGUAUAUUUUUUCUACAAACAUCCUCUGCUGCUACAUUAGAAACAUAACCUAAAUAAUUACAAUUGGUGUGUGUCAUUUUUAAGGUUUAAAUAGAAAAUAUUUUUUGGUAAUGAAUCUCUACACUCCCAAGGCAACAGUGUAAUGUAGCUGGCCAGGUGUUUACAUGAGAGGCCCAAUCAUGGUCUGCAUUCUAGCAGAGUGUCUGAAAUGAGAACCAUGCACAGCUCCACUGCUGCCUCACUGGGUCUGCUCUGCAGGUGUCCUGUCAACACAGGGUGGUUUAUUUAUGCCUAUUUAUAUGUAAAUGCCACUGAAGGCUAAGGUCAGAUGUCUAGAAAUUACACAUCAGUUAGUUCUGUCUCAGCCUGUGCCUUAUGUAGGUCUUGUCCUUGGCCGUUACUGCUUGGCUCCCAGGCACUCAUGUGUGACAGAAGGGCAUGACCUCCUCACACCUCAUGUUCCAUGUCAAGUGUGUACAUGGAGGCUGCUGGGUACCAGGCAUGCGUGUGCUUGGAAAGGGUGUGUGUCCUCACCCAUGUCCUCAGAAGGGAAUAUCCAUGCUUGCUUGCUUUUAAAAUGGUGCUUAAACAUUUUAAGAUUCAAAACAAUCUGACUCCAUCUAAUUUUAGGGCCCCUUAAUCCUGGGGUGACCCCCUAAGAUGUCUGCUUGGAUCUCAAGGUUCUGCUACCUGAUCACAUGUCAGACUCUUCCUCCCUCCAUGCAUGCUUUUUCUGUUUCUCGUGCUUUUUUGGACUUCCCCAUCCGAGCCUAAGAGGUUUUAUUUUAUUUUUUCUGUGUUUGUAUGACUAGUCUUUUAAUAUCAUCAAUGUAAACCUCACUUUAUUAAAAAAUAUUUAGCAAAUGGAA